Drosophila busckii is the source of this 626-nucleotide messenger RNA. It is a transcript of the gene MED21, whose product is annotated as mediator of RNA polymerase II transcription subunit 21. The record is from RefSeq and is a predicted model, not a curated record. Gene Ontology annotation, cellular component: mediator complex. Gene Ontology annotation, biological process: regulation of transcription by RNA polymerase II. Bases 130 to 546 code for a protein of 138 amino acids. NCBI's taxonomy places the organism in Eukaryota, Metazoa, Arthropoda, Insecta, Diptera, Drosophilidae. Gene Ontology annotation, molecular function: transcription coregulator activity. The transcript has 2 exons.
AGGAUGACAUUUGUUAAUAACCAGGCAAGGUAAAUAAGUUUCCCAAGUCAAGAAACACAUUUCUACAAAUUAAAUUCAUAAGCGCAGCAUAGGGUGAGUUUAUGAACAAUAUUUAACAUACAGUAAACAAUGGCCGAUAGGUUAACUCAACUACAGGAUACUGUAAAUCAGCAAGCGGAGCACUUUUGCAAUGCAAUUGGUGUGAUUCAGCAAACCUCCUACCCAAGUAAGUUUCCAAACUUUGACAGAACAGGUUCUCAAACACCAGUUCAAAACCCGCCUCAAGAGGACUAUGCUCAACUUUUUGCACAACUCAUUGCACGCUGUGCCAAGGAUAUUGAAACAUUAAUCGAAUCAUUACCAAAUGAAGACAGCUCCAUAGAGCUGCAGAAUUCGAGCCUUAAGCGGCUAGAAAUUGAAAACCAGGAAACAGCCGAACAACUUGAACAUGUGGUUCAAAGAGGAGAGCUGUUGCUGGAAAAGAUACAAAAUGCUCUGGGUGACAUUGCUCAAGCACAAUUGGACAUGAACAAUGCUGAUAAAUAAUAGAUUAGAUCACAAUGCUUACAAAAAAUAUUAAAUAAUUUUAAGUACGAAACCGGCAUCCAUGGUCUUAAAUUAAUAUA